This is a messenger RNA of Moneuplotes crassus, 930 nucleotides long. NCBI's taxonomy places the organism in Eukaryota, Ciliophora, Spirotrichea, Euplotida, Euplotidae. The record is from the annotation of a GenBank genome assembly.
UUUGGGGAUAGAGUUGUCACUGAUUUCCCUCCACCUCCCUUCCUCCCUCUUAACGAAGGGAUCCUAUAUCCAUCAGCAGGUAAAAACUUUCAGAGAAAAUAGUCCUGAUUUGCUCUUAUUUCGUAAUUUCCAAAGAGACAUAUUAAGUGUGACCACUCCGAACCAGGGAGGAAAUAAAUAACCUAACUAAUACCUUUCUUAGGGUUUAAAAUUCCUGAUUGGAAAGCAGUCGAGGAUCACUUAGUAGCAGAAGGAAAAAUCUCGAAAGAGCAUUUUGUUAAGCUGAUUCAUGAUGCGACGGAUAUAUUCAGUAAGCUAUUCAAAAUAAUUUACAAAGAGGAGGAACAAAACCUGAUUCAAUUUCCAGAACCACUGAUCAUGGUUAGCGACAUUCACUGCUAAUUUUAUGAUCUUGUCCAUUUGCUUGAAAAAGCAGGAGACCUAAGUACAAUAAACUAUGUUUUUAUGGGAGAUUAUGUUGAUAGAGGAAUUUUUAGAAUUGAGGUUUUGAUACUCAUGAUUUUUAUUAAGGUAAUACUCAGAACUAACCACUUAGCUCAACUACCCAGAGACAUUUGCUAUGCUUAGAGGAAAAUCAUUAAUGUAGGAACAUGACAGAUCAUUUCACUUUCAGAGAGGAAACAAUUGAAAAAUAUUACGAAGAGGUCUACGACCUCCUCAUGGAAAUGUUCGAUAGUCUACCAAUCUGUGGAUUGGCUGAUAAGAAAUAUUUCAUCACUCAUGGAUGAAUCUCCCCAGAGCUGAAGAGAAUUUCCAAAAUAGACAGAUUCCUAGAAAUCCCUAUGGACGGGAUAAUGUGAGAUCUCAUGUGGGUAGAUCAAAUAAAUGAAUCAGAUGUAAAGAAAUACGACUUUGUGAAGAAUAGAGAAAGAGGUUGUUCCUUCUAUUUUGGAAGAAAGCUAACUUAAA